AAUGGCGCUUUCUUGGAUGCCAUGAUCAUCUUCCAUAUAGUUUUAACUGGUUUAUUGAACUUAUUGAGUUAUUAGCUCUUCAGUAAAUCUUCUAAAACGCUAAGUGUUACUGUUUCACUUUUUACAACACUAUUUUGUUAGGACAGUUGGUCUCGGGUUAACGUUCAUAGUUCCUGUUCAAAAUGUCAAAAGCUACAAAGCGUAAGCAUGUAAUGAAAGAGGUGGAAGAAGACAUGAAUGUCCCCACUGAAACACAGACAAUAGUCCAAAUACUCGAGUCAAGAGGGAACAAUCUCCAUGAAGUUACUGACUUCAGCGGCGAACGUUACUUGGUUUCAAUGCCCACGAAAUUUCGCAAGAAUAUCUGGAUCAAAAGAGGAGAUUAUGUGCUGGUGGAACCAAUAUCGGAAGGUGAUAAAGUUAAAGCUGAAAUAGUCCGAAUAUUGACGCGGAAUCAUAUAAAGUACUACCGUUCGCAGAAUUGUUGGCCGAAGGAAUUUUCGGAAAAACAGGAAAAGGAAAAAGAGAAGGAAGAUGACGAUCUUUUUGUAAACCCCAACAGAAGACCUCAAAAUCACGACACUACGGAAACCGAGAGCGACAGCAGUUCGGAUACGUCGGAUUCCGAUUAACAAUCGAUUAUAAUCAUAGACGCAUACGUAAUAUUUAUCUGUCCAAGUGCCCCUUUGCCAGGAACGUAAGACCGCUGAACUCUUGUUCGUGUAAUUAAAGUGUAAAUAUUUUUCAAGUAAAUUUUUGCCAAGUAUCUUUUUUCUCGCAAUUUUGUAUCAACUACUAGUAUUUAUUCAACGUCGAUAAUAGUGUAAUAACGACUUAGGGCAUAUUCACUUACUAACACGAUGCUAUGAUAUCGUGUAAUUCUGUGAGACAAAGUAUACUUAUCAUUGAAUAACGAGCACACCCCGUGAUUGGUUGUCUACACAUGUUCCUUUGCGACAAAAUGGAUGUAAAGACAUGACAAGGGACUUUGAUACUGACCAGGUCGAUACCGAAUUGAUUGGUAUAAAUUUACAAUGCACUUAAGAUCCAAACGAUAAAUAAUUGAAUAAACGUAUUUUUAUAUUUCACUUUUACCGACCAACAUUCAGUUAACUCCUGGUAGGCCAUGCUUUUCAACAUUUUUGGAAUGAUGGAUCCUAGACACACGAAAAGAAAGCCCAUUAAAGUAAAAAUCAAUUCUGUACAUGAUUUAUUCUUAACAAUUAUAACAUAGUUUCGAUACAUUUAACAUGAUGUUUCGGGCUGUUUAGUUCACUGAAUUUCCGUACGCGUAUAGCGCCAGAUGCGCGUCAAAGAAGCGAUUCUUAUUUCAAGGAAUGAGCUGUUUUUGUAUUUGAUAGGAAGUGGUUUUCAAUCGGUAAAACUUUUUAAAAUUCCAAUACAGCAUUUUUAUUGUUUCAAAUACGAAUAUAAUUUUGAAUGUACGAAUGUAAUUUUAGUCGUCACCCUGAUUAUGAGAUACCAUUCUUAACUUCUCUGAAACAACAUGCUUAGGGAAUAAACAAUUAUUUCACAAGGUAUAUUAAGUUUCGUUUUAAACUUAAGAUAUGUAAUUACUUCCUAUUAAUUGUUAUUAUCAACAACUGUUAAUAAAUAGUACCUAAGGGUUACAAAA
Molecule: messenger RNA, 1636 nt
Organism: Orussus abietinus
Lineage: Eukaryota; Metazoa; Arthropoda; Insecta; Hymenoptera; Orussidae
Product: probable RNA-binding protein EIF1AD
Exons: 3
Coding region: 183-632 (149 amino acids)
Biological process (GO): translational initiation
Cellular component (GO): nucleus
Molecular function (GO): translation initiation factor activity; RNA binding
Source: RefSeq, a predicted model, not a curated record